Molecule: messenger RNA, 624 nt
Organism: Thermothelomyces thermophilus ATCC 42464
Lineage: Eukaryota; Fungi; Ascomycota; Sordariomycetes; Sordariales; Chaetomiaceae
Exons: 2
Coding region: 1-363 (120 amino acids)
Source: RefSeq, a predicted model, not a curated record
AUGCUCCUCGGCAUUGGGCUGCACCACCGGCUUCCUUCUGUCAGUCUUCCUCCGCAGAAUGGAAACGGGGAAGGUGAAUAUGACGGUGGUGGUAGUGGUGGUGGUGGUGGUGGUGGUGGUGGUGGUGGUUGUUUUGGUCUAGUCGACAUGCCGAUCCCCAAUCCUUCGUCGCUACCUGCGGGGCCAAACGACGUACUCGCCACCGGCUUCGAUACAGCCCACGUGCAGGUGACGACUGGGUCGGGCCUGCAUGACCGCACCGUGGCCGAGCACACCCUGGGCCUGCUGCUCAAACGCGACCUGGCGCUUCUACGAAAUGCGCGACUGCCAGGUGCCGCUAAGCACCUGGUAUAUAUUGAAUAAGGAGCGGCUGGACUUGCUACCGAAGUAAUUAUAUUGAGCUGGUGGCGACCCUCCGCGCCACAGCUAUACACCUUCCAAGCGAAACCACUGUCUGGUCAGAUGGGAAGGAGUGUUGUAUGUCUGCUACGUCGGUUUCUGGUUGUUGUUGGACCUGUCCGUCUAAGCAGACUUAGAGGCGCCGCACUGGAUAUGUUUGAGUAGGAGCCGCUGCCCGCCGGGAACAAGCUGUAUAAUAAGGCGCGGAAUUUGAUUUUAUCGCCU